AUGCUUGAUAAUUAUACACACAACCCAAUAAAGAGCCUUGGAACGCAGUCAAGAGUUCCAGAGCAUGUCCCACGGCACUACUCACUCGAUAUCACCGGUCCAGCUGGUCAAAUUUCGAGCGAAAUUGAGAAACUCAGCAGAGUCGCAUACACUGUGCUUCUGAUGAAGUAUCUUGACACGCAGGAUAUCCUAUUGGGUGAGACUUCCGUGGAUUACAUCGGCGAUCCUGAAGCCACGCUGAUUCAGCCAAUCCGCGUGCAGCUGGAAGGAGGGGAAUUAUUGAGCCAAAUAUCCCAGAAUAUCGAUCAGCAGCUAUCUGCAAACAUUCCGCUAUCAAACGACGACGCUAGACUUGAACUGGGUGUAAAGGACCACGAAACACCUCUACAGGCACUGUUUGUAUGGGGAGUUGAUUUAGUUACGUGCAGGCAGCAUAACAGCCUGCUAAUGGGUGGAUACCUGUCUCACAAUGGCUACACUUUGUCUGUCUAUAGCGACGGCAGUCUGAUAUCAUCCACCUCGCUCGGCGUUCUCCUCAAUCAAGUCAAGGUGGUGCUGGAGAGGCUGCUGCAGCACCAUGAGAACCUUUCAAAUGUCCAUAUUGGGGAGGUGCUCAAGCCAUUCCCUAAAAACCUCGCCUCACACGCUCAAAAGACACUGGACAUGUCUCACCAACGCUUAGUAGUCGAUUGGUUGUUCGAUAACGCAGCAAGCAGGCCUGAAAAGAUCGCCCAUGAAUGCUACACCGACCUGGACUCGCCACCUUCUCUACUCAGUUGGAAUGACUUUAACAGGCGCUCAAACCAACUUGCUAGGUGGCUUGUAGAGCACAAACGGGUGCAGCUCGAGGACAGAGUGGGUCUGUCGCUCCCGCGCUGCCCCGAGUUCUAUAUAGCUAUGGCUGCUAUUCUCAAGGCAGGUGGCUGCUACACGAGUAUAGACCCAGAGCUACCCGAAGAGCGGAAGAAGUACAUUGCAAAAGACAGCGCGUCCAAGGUGGUAUUCACAACUAGCGAAAAUCAGCACAUAUUCCCUCUUAUAGCUGUAGACACGCACGACGCGUCGCUGUGGAGGCUAGUCCACACACUCAGCCCCUCCAAUUUCAACUGCGCACAAGCUGACAGCCUGGCUUACCUUCUCUACACGAGCGGGACGACGGGGAAUCCGAAAGGAUGUCUCAUCGAGCACAGAGCGCUGUAUUGGGCGAUGAUAACUUUCGGUGACUACCCCAUACCGAUCAGCAACCCAGACAGCGAUAAGCGGCUGGCAAUGGCUUCCUUGGCGUUCGACGUGCAUAUUUCUGAAAUCACCCAAAGCUGGCAUGAAAAACUAGCAUUGGUGACGGUCCCGCGGGCUCAGCUACUGGGCGAUCUAAGGGAGUACAUUGUGCGGAUGCACAUAACGCAUCUGGGGAUGGUGCCGUCGAUGAUCGAGGCGCUGCUCGAGACGCCCGAUGGUCUCCCCCUCAAGUAUCUCAUUUCUGGUGGUGAGAAGAUAACGCAAAAUCUGCUCGAAAAGUGGGCUAACCAACCCAACCUCGUCCUCGCGAAUUUCUACGGCCCGACUGAGCUGACUAUUGGGAUAUCAGCGCGCAAGGUGAUGGCGCACGAUACAAAGGAGAAUGUCGGCAAAGUGUUUCCCUCUUGUGACGCAUUCGUGGUCGACAGGGAUAUGAACAUUGUCCCAUUAGGUACACCAGGCGAGCUUGUCGUGGAAGGCGUACUGGCAGCGCGCGGAUAUCUCAACCUGGACCACCUCACCGCCAAGUCCUUUGUCAGGUACCCCACGCCUCAGAGCUGGGCAUACAGGACGGGCGACUUGGUGCGUAUGACGCCCGAUCACUCGAUCGAGAUCAUGGGCAGGAUCGACUCGCAAGUCAAGUACCGUGGUGUGCGCUUAGAGACAGAGGGCGUGUCGAACAUACUCCGCUUGGCAUCUUCAUCCGUGGAGCUCCUGGCGACGACGCUCAUCACACAGCACGCUUCUCUCAGUCAGCAAGUGCUCGUCAGUUUCGUCGCGCCGUCUCAUUCUGGCGUCGGGGUGGUAGACAGGCGCACUACAGCGCCGACUAUCAAAUAUGACAGCGGCGCACUAGUAAACACUCUCAAGAUGGCUGUCGAUCGAGAGCUGCCUGUUUAUAUGCGCCCUGCUUACAUUAUACCGACAAAUUUCAUCCCGCUCACCCUCAACGGGAAAUCGGACAACAAAGUCCUAGCCCAGCUUUUCAAGACAACGCCAAUGCAGUCCCUACUAAAGUCACAGAGGGCGUGA
Messenger RNA from Wallemia ichthyophaga EXF-994, 2271 nucleotides. Its product is annotated as Nonribosomal peptide synthetase 2. The coding region runs from base 1 to 2271 and encodes 756 amino acids. The transcript is spliced from 3 exons. Gene Ontology annotation, cellular component: cytoplasm. The record is from RefSeq and is a predicted model, not a curated record. Gene Ontology annotation, biological process: amino acid activation for nonribosomal peptide biosynthetic process; secondary metabolite biosynthetic process. Gene Ontology annotation, molecular function: phosphopantetheine binding. NCBI's taxonomy places the organism in Eukaryota, Fungi, Basidiomycota, Wallemiomycetes, Wallemiales, Wallemiaceae.